UUGUGGUGGCUGACGAUAAAUUAGACCACAGCUGUUCCAUAAAAUUCGGCCUCCAAAGUCUGACAAAAUUUUUAAUCAAUACAUUAGAUAAUAAAGCUAAAUUAAACAAUGUUUAAAUACUUAACGCAACCACUGCGGAGAACGGCGCAAAUUGCGAAACGUUCAUUCUGCAACAGCAAGCUAAGCGGCAGCAGCGCAAAAAUAACAGCAGCGAAAACAGCAACACCAACUGUAAGUCCAUUGAUUGAGGUUCGCGAUGCGCUGAAUGGAUGGGAAGAUAAAUUAAAGGAAGCAGGCGUCAAUGACAUUGAUUUUAAUCUGAAAUGCAUUGUGUCGCAUGUGUUGCAGCGCAAAUUUAACACCGUGCCGGAUGACUUCGCCCAGCUUAAAUUCAACUCGGAGCAGCUAGUUGACUUCGAACGCUUCCUCGAAGCACGUUGCGCCCGCAUGCCAUUGCAGCAUAUUAUCGGCGAAUGGGAUUUUAUGGAUAUAACACUAAAGACAGCGCCCACUGUUUUCAUUCCACGCCCCGAAACGGAGGAGUUUGUCCGCUUAGUAAUUGAAAAUUAUCGGAAAGUAGAGCAUGUGAAUAUGCUGGAAGUCGGCUGUGGUUCUGGAGCUAUGUCCCUAUCCAUGCUGCACGCAUUGCCACAAGUAGACGCCACUGCCAUUGAGCGCAGCAAAGCGGCAACAAAGCUGGUCUGGGAGAAUGCCAAGAUGCUUGGACUCCAAGAGCGCUUUAAGGUCCACAAUCACACCAUGGAAACGGACAACUAUUUGCCCGAGGAGCUGAAGGACAAGCAAUACGAUCUAAUCAUUUCCAAUCCUCCCUACGUAAAAACCGAAGAGUUUCAGUUUCUGCAUCCCGAAGUGGUUGUGUACGAGAACCUAAAUGCUUUAGAUGGCGGCUCAGAUGGAUUGCGCGUAGCUCGUUUGGUCUUCGAACUGGCUUGUCGGCAUUUGCGGCCUGGUGGCAAGCUGUGGCUGGAACUGGGAAACGAGCAUCCACCUCUAGUGAAAACAAUUAUGAAUCUACAGUAUCAAGGUCGUCUGAAUUUUGUAAAUAGUUACGAGGAUCAGUAUAAGCGCGAGCGUUUCGUCCAAUUGGAGAAAGUCUAGGGCCGAAGACUUGCAUACAACAUUAAAUUAAUUGAACAUGAUUAAUGCAAUUAGAAUUAGUCGCAAAUGCAUUUAUCUGUGAUUUGACCUACAUAGACACCCAAAUACCACUUACCUGAGAGGCUCCUACAUAUACAUAUAUAUUAUUAUAUAUAUAUGUCUAUAUAUAAAGAUAUGUUUAUAAUACGAAUUGCAUUAGGUAUUUCGCUUCGGGGCUUUGCAAACAAAGACGCAUUUCGAAGCUAAUCAACAAGAAAAGGUAUUUCGAGUUAAUGCACUUAAUUUUAUUGGCUUGCAUUAUUAAUGCUUAUAAGCUACCCAAUAAAUCCGUAAUAGACACUAAACAACAACUGCAACUAUUUAAUCGAUUUGAACAGUGAAUUGAGAGCAUUUGAAAAUUAAACGUGAGUUACACAUAAAGAAAAUUAAGGGUAUAUAUUGAGCUAUGCUUAAUGAUGCUUAAUGGGUUAAGUGCUAUUGAAAAUAGAGCCGUUUGAAUUAUGGACAAAA
This is a messenger RNA of Drosophila hydei, 1629 nucleotides long. RefSeq names its product MTRF1L release factor glutamine methyltransferase (gene HemK1). Gene Ontology annotation, cellular component: mitochondrion. NCBI's taxonomy places the organism in Eukaryota, Metazoa, Arthropoda, Insecta, Diptera, Drosophilidae. Gene Ontology annotation, molecular function: nucleic acid binding; protein methyltransferase activity. Bases 109 to 1119 code for a protein of 336 amino acids. Gene Ontology annotation, biological process: protein methylation. The record is from RefSeq and is a predicted model, not a curated record. The transcript is spliced from 3 exons.